Molecule: messenger RNA, 2307 nt
Organism: Chiloscyllium plagiosum (whitespotted bambooshark)
Lineage: Eukaryota; Metazoa; Chordata; Chondrichthyes; Orectolobiformes; Hemiscylliidae
Source: RefSeq, a predicted model, not a curated record
AUGUCACGCAAACCAUUUUCAAUGAUACGAUUCAGGGCGGGGAAGCAGCCAGAGGAAGACAUCAAAGCGCUGGAUGAAUACGAGAUGCAGGUGAAACACUUUUCAGUCGGUUAUAUAUAUUUAGUGUCAGCAGAUGCAUCACUUAUUCUCACCAGUGGCUCUACUGAGAUGGACCAGUGGAUGAUUUACAAAUUCAUCAUCAGCUUAGGAAAGCUGUAUUAUCCUCUCCUCGCUGUCUUCUGUGUUCCUGUUAACAUAGUGACUGUUCUGAUUCUAUCUCGGGGGAGCUGUGGUCUCACCAAAUGCGUUACCCAUUACUUGCUGUCUAUGGCUGCGGCGGAUACCUUGCUUCUUAUUAUUGAACUGAUGGACAGAUACUUUCCUAUUCUUUUUCAGAAAAGUUUUGUUCUUGAGCACUUCACCGAAAUAUAUAAAAUCCAUGACAUCAUGCUGCAUUCAACCACAGACUGUUGUGUCUGGUUCACUGUCGUGUUCACUUUUGAUCAGUUUGUAGCCAUUUGUUGCCACAAGUUUAAACGUAAAUAUUGCACUGAGAAAACUGCGGCUUUUGCCCUGGGAUCGGUGAUUUUACUGAGCGCUAUAAAGAACAUCACGUGGUAUGUUAUGUUAACGGAUAAUUAUCGACUUGGGUACAAAGAUUGGUUUUGUUGUGCAUCAACAAAUGUUACAGAAACACUGGACAGUUUGGCAGCCAUGCGUCUUCACUAUAUUCUUACUCUGGUGUUGCCAUUUGUCGUCAUUCUACUGCUUCAUGUUCUCAUCAUUAGACAUAUGUUACUAUCCAGAACAGUCUGUAAGAGACUACAGGGAAGCAGCAAUGCGCAAACUACGCAUCAGAAUCGGAUAGCGGAAAAUGGAACAGAUGGAAAUGAAUCUCUCAGUAACCCAACUGGCUGGCUCGAUAGUGGAAACGGGACUUCUUACAAAACGCUUAAAUUGGUCUUCGUUGUGAUUGUAACAGGAUCAUUAAGCUUAGUGACUAUAAUAGGAAACAUUCUGGUCAUAUGUUCUAUUAAAGUCAACAAACAAUUACAAACUAUUAAUAACUACUUUAUUUUCAGCUUAGCCUGCGCAGAUCUGAUUGUAGGUGUAUUCUCCAUGAAUCUAUACACCAUUUACAUUGUAACAGGUUACUGGUCGAUGGGCCCAGUGAUAUGUGAUUUAUGGCUUGCUGUAGAUUAUGUUGUCAGUAAUGCCUCCGCCAUGAACCUCCUUGUGAUCAGCCUUGACCGCUACUUCUGUGUGACCAAACCGCUUAGCUACCCUUUGAGAAGAACAACGAAGAGGGCAAUGAUGAUGAUUGCGACUGCUUGGAUGUUACCAUUUAUUAUGUUCACUCCUCCCAUUCUCGUCUGGCAGUUUAUCACAGGUGAACGGAAUGUUAGUGAUGGCGAGUGCUAUGUUCAAUUCCUCUCAAAUGCUGUUGUUACUUUUGGUACUACGAUAGUCGCGUUUUAUCUCCCUGUUACUAUCAUGGUGAUCUUGUAUGCGCACAUAUCUCGAGCCAGCAAGUGUCAAAUAAAAGAUAAUAAGAAGAUGUCAGAGUCAAGCAAGGACAGCGGUUGUCCCAGUCUAAUGAAGGAUAAAAUGAAAAAAAUGGAUAGCACAAGCAUAACCAAUGUGGAUGACGGUACUUCCCCCGUCCAAGAGCAAAAUGGUGAAAUAACAAAUUCUAAUUGUGCCCAAGAAAAGGGGCCAGAGUUAUUCAAUGAGCCCACUUUUUUCAGUGGGUUCCCAUCAAACCAGAUGAAACAAGGAAUGAUGCAACAGAGAACAAAUCUUCCAAGUGAGCAAAGCUGUCUCAGUAAGGAAAUAUGCAAACUAUUUUGUUUAAAGAUAGCUCGCAAAUCUCAAAGCUACAAUAACAGUUCAACUAAUUCAGGAAUAGUACCAACCAUCAGUAGCGAGAAUGGGACAGGCAGAAAGGUCAGAGCUGACGAUAAAAUCAAUACCGUGACCAAGAGUCCUGCUAACAAGAAGGCCAUUACAACCCGAGAAAUGAGGGUGACUCAAACUAUCUUCGCAAUUCUCCUGGCAUUUAUUAUAACCUGGACCCCAUACCAUGUUAUCGUGUUCAUUAAAACCUUUUGUUCAAUCUGUGUCCCCAAUCCAGUUUGGACUAUUGGAUACUGGUUCUGUUACAUCAACAGCACUGUCAACCCAGCCUGCUAUGCACUCUGUAAUCACAAUUUCAAGAAAACUUUCAAGUAUCUUCUCUUAUGUCAGUACAGAAAUGUUGGUGCAACAAGACGAAUACUUCAAACAAGCACUGCUUUGCGAACAUAA